AUGCUCCCAGGUAACCUUCUUAUGGCUUUGGCCUGUGCUGUCUCGGUUAACGCCAUGCCCCCUUCUCACAAACCUUGUCGUUGCCCUGCUGUUCGCGCCACCGGUCACCCCGCCGGUCACAACGUUGGUCAUAGCGCCGGUUAUAGAGGCCGUUCACUUGUUCCGAGGAAUGACCCCAAAAAGAAGGACGAUGACAGUAGUGGCGGUGAGGAUAGCGACAACCCACCUUCUAGCAGCGAUGACGACAGCGGGGAUAGCAGCAGCGAUUCCGAGAACGAAGCCCCGGGAGGCUUCGAUUGCGGCUGGUGCGAGAACUCAAGUUCACAAGUUUGCAGAUAUGGUUACUGCGGAGUUAGGAACCACCAUUACGGACGGCGUUAA
Messenger RNA from Pyricularia oryzae 70-15, 381 nucleotides. RefSeq lists its product as uncharacterized. The record is from RefSeq and is a predicted model, not a curated record. The coding region runs from base 1 to 381 and encodes 126 amino acids. Lineage: Eukaryota; Fungi; Ascomycota; Sordariomycetes; Magnaporthales; Pyriculariaceae. The transcript is spliced from 2 exons.